AUGAAAUUCCUUGCCACCCUUUCGCUCCUCGCCGCUACUGUCACACCUGUUGCUUCCCAGUCCAUCAUUGACUUGGCUGCCGCCGAUGGAAAGUACGGAACACUCUUGAACGCUGUCACCAACACUCCUGGAGUUCUUGACACUAUCACGGCCAACUUCCCAGUCACCAUCUUUGGUCCAACCGAUACUGCCUUUGGUGAUAUUUCUGAAGUUGUUGCUGGAUUGGACGAGUCUGCUUUGGCAACUGUUCUCGCGAGCCACGUCGUCGCCGGAGUUGUCACUGCCGAAGAUGUCAUCGAUGCCGGAUGUGUCGAGUUGAGAAGCUUGUCAGGAGCACAACUGCGUGUGGCAUUCGAGAAUGGCAGAGUCACGGUGAACGAGUCGAAUGUCAUUCAAGCCGACAUUACUGGAGAAGGAGGCGUCAUUCACGGAAUCAAUAAGGUGAUCUUGCCAGGAACUUUCACAGCUUGCGGAGAUUUGGCCAAGGGAUCCAAGAAGGGCGGAGUGGGAUCAAAAGGAUCAAAGAAGUCAUCGGGUUCAAGCAUGUCAUCAGGCAAGGGUGGCAGCAGUGGAAAAGGUUCCAGCAUGUCUUCAGGAAAAGGAUCGCGUCGAGGAGCUUAG
This is a messenger RNA of Cylindrotheca closterium, 621 nucleotides long. Lineage: Eukaryota; Bacillariophyta; Bacillariophyceae; Bacillariales; Bacillariaceae. The record is from the annotation of a GenBank genome assembly.